AUGCAGUGUCUCUUUCUGUUCCAGCUGCUGGAGGAGAACAUCAUCACCUCUGUGAAGAAGGAGCUAAAGAUACUCCAGACGGUUCUGAGAUCAUAUUACCCAGCAUGCUUUGAGGGUCAGAGUGAGGAUGAGGAGGUUUCAGAUGAUGAGGUUGAAGAGCAGAAGAGGAGCAGCAGAGAUGGUUUUCUGAAGAUCACUCUGGACUUCCUGAGGAUAAGGAGGCAGGCCUACCGUCUGCUGCGCAGAUCUUAUGCUGCAGUGUGUCAACGUAAACUGAAGUCUGACCUGCAGGAGAAGUUCCAGUGUGUGUUUGAGGGGAUCGCUAAAGCAGGAAACCCAACUCUUCUGAAUCAGAUCUACACAGAGCUCUACAUCACAGAGGGAGAGACUGGAGAGGUCAAUGAUGAACAUGAGGUCAGACAGAUUGAAGCAGCAUCCACGACACCACACAGAGCAGAAAUAACCAUCAGACCAGAAGACAUCUUUGAAGGCUCACCUGGAAGAGAUGAACCAAUCAGAACAGUGCUGACAAAGGGAGUGGCUGGCAUCGGGAAAACCUUCUUAACACAGAAGUUCACUCUGGACUGGGCUGAAGACAAAACCAACCAGGACAUCCAGUUCAUAUUUCCCUUCACUUUCAGAGAGCUGAAUGUGCUGAGAGAGAGAAAGUUCAGCUUGGUGGAACUUGUUCAUCACUUCUUCACUGAAACCAGAGAAGCAGGACUCUGCAGGUUUGAAGAGUUCCAUGUUCUCUUCAUCUUUGAUGGUCUGGACGAGUGUCGUCUUCCUCUGGACUUCACAAACAAUCAGAUCCUGACUGAUGUCACAAAGUCCACUUCAGUGGAUCGGCUGCUGACAAACCUCAUCAGGGGGAACCUGCUCCCCUCUGCUCGCCUCUGGAUAACCACACGACCUGCAGCAGCCAAUCAGAUCCCUCCAUGGUGUGUUGACAUGGUGACAGAGGUCAGAGGGUUCACUGACCCUCAGAAGGAGGAAUACUUCAGGAAGAGGUUCAGAGACCAGGAGCAGGCCAGCAGAAUAAUCUUCAACAUCAAGUCAUCACCAAGCCUCCACAUCAUGUGCCACAUCCCGGUCUUCUGCUGGAUCACUGCUACAGUUCUGGAGGAUGUGCUGAAAACCAAAGAGGGAGGAGAGCUGCCCAGAACCCUGACUGAGAUGUACAUCCACUUCCUGGUGGUUCAGACCAAACUGAAGAGCAUCAAGUACGAUGGAGGAGCUGAGACUGAUCCACUCUGGAGUCCAGAGAGCAGGGAGAUGAUCGAGUCUCUGGGAAAACUGGCUUUUGAGCAGCUGCAGAAAGGAAACCUGAUCUUCUAUGAGUCCGACCUGACAGAGUGUGGCAUCGACAUCAGAGCAGCCUCAGUAUACUCAGGAGUGUUCACACAAUUCUUUAGAGAGGAGAGAGGACUGUACCAGGACAAGGUGUUCUACUUCAUCCAUCUGAGUGUUCAGGAGUUCCUGGCUGCUCUUCAUGUCCAUCUGACCUUCACCAACUCUGAACUCAACCUGAUGUCAGAAGAAGAACAAACAACCUCCAUGAUGUCUGGAACAAGAGAAAACAAACCUACAGAGAGACGUCUCUAUCAGAGUGCUGUGGACCAGGCCUUACAGAGCCCAAAUGGACACCUGGACUUGUUCCUCUGCUUUCUCCUCGGCCUUUCACUAGAGACCAAUCAGAAUCACUUACGAGGUCUGCUGACACAGACAGGAAGUAGCUCUCAGACCAAUCAGGAAACAGUCGAGUACAUCAAGAAGAAGAUCAGUGAGAAUCUGUCUGCAGAGAAAAGCAUCAACCUGUUCCACUGUCUGAAUGAACUGAAUGAUCAAUCUCUAGUGGAGGAGAUCCAACAGUCCCUGAGAUCAGGACGUCUCUCCACAGAUAAACUGUCUCCUGCUCAGUGGUCGGCUCUGGUCUUCAUCUUACUGUCAUCAGAGAAAGAUCUGGACAUGUUUGACCUGAAGAAAUACUCUGCUUCAGAGGAGGCUCUUCUGAGGCUGCUGCCAGUGAUCAAAGCCUCAAAUAAAGCUCUGUUAAGUUCCUGUAACCUCUCAGAGAGAAGCUGUGAAGCUCUGUCCUCAGUCCUCAGCUCACAGUCCUCUAGUCUGAGAGAGCUGGACCUGAGCAACAACUACCUGCAGGAUCCAGGACUCAAGCUGCUGUGUGAGGGACUGAAGAGUCCUCACUGUAGACUGGAAACUCUCAGGAUGAGUUUCUGUAACCUCUCAGAGAGAAGCUGUGAAGCUUUGUCCUCAGUCCUCAGCUCACAGUCCUCUAGUCUGAGAGAGCUGGACCUGAGCAACAACGACCUGCAGGAUUCAGGAGUUAAACUGCUGUGUGAGGGACUGAAGAGUCCUCACUGUAGACUGGAAACUCUCAGUCUGUCAGGCUGUCUGAUCACAGAGGAGGGCAGUGCUUCUCUGGCCUCAGCUCUUGGCUCCUCUCAUCUGAGAGACCUGGACCUGAGCUACAAUCAUCCAGGAGAACCUGGAGAGACGCUGCUGACUGCUCGACUGAAGGAUCCACACUGCACACUGCAGACACUGAGGUUGGACCAUGGUGGACCGCACAGACUCAGAGCUGGUCUGAAGAAAUAUGCCUGUGAGCUGGAACUGGACACAGACACUGUGAACAGAAACCUCAAACUGUCUGACAACAACAGGAAGGUGACAGGUGUGAAGGAGCCUGAGUCAUAUCCUGAUCAUCCAGACAGAUUUGACCCCUGGCGUCAGCUGCUGUGUAGUACUGGUCUGACCGGUCGCUGUUACUGGGAGGUCGAGUGGAGAGGAAACGUUAAUGCAUCAGUGAGUUACAGAGGAAUCAGCAGGAAAGGAGAAAGUACUGGAUGUUUGUUUGGAAAAAAUGAUCACUCCUGGGCACUGCUCUGCUCUGAUGUAAAUGGUUACUCUGUCUGGCACAAUGACAAAGUAAGACACAUCCCUUCCGCCUCUGCCUCUCACAGAGUAGGAGUGUAUGUGGACCAUCCUGCUGGCACUCUGUCCUUCUACAGUGUCUCCUCUGACACACUGAUCCACCUCCACACCUUCAAAACCACAUUCACUGAACCUCUGUAUCCUGGGUUUGGGUUUGGGCUUGGGCUUGGGCUUGUGCUUGGGCUUGGGCUUGUGCUUGGGCUUGGGCUUGGGCUUGGGUAUAGGCUCUGGACUGAUUCCUUGCUGUCUCUGUAUCGUCUGUUGCUUAAAGAAACACUGUUCACUGAAGAUCAGCUGACUCUGUUCACUCUGUGAAGCAGAUCAGUCUCAAACUAUUGAAUCAGUCUGAUUUCAUCUAUUUGACUCUAAACUUUUAUCACAUGAACAGAUAAUGCUCAGUGAUUUGUAACAUCUUUAAAAAAUAACAUUUGUUCAUUUGUAUUUCAUUUAUAUUUUGAAUAAUAUCACAUAUUUUAUUAAAGUCGCGACUUUAUCAAAGGGAAAUAUAUUAUGAGUUCUUUCUUCAGUUGAUUUUUAACACCUUCAUUACAUUCAGGUGUUCAUCAGCUGUUCUAUCUAGGGCUUCACACCUGUCCACCACCUUUCGACCGGGGCCAGUUGGUCUUCAUCACACCACUGUCUUACUGUACAGACUGUAUCUGUUUCUUCUUUAUAUCACUCUCAAACUUUGCUCAUUACUCAGCACCUUAAAGCUUGAUUGUAGCUCUGUUUAGAUGAUAAACUGCAUUUUAUUAUUGUAUUGCAAUGCUCUGUAUGCAGGGUUAUCUAAACAAUCCGUAGGAAGGCUUCAGUGCAGCAGCCAGAAUCCUGACACACACAAGAAAAUUCAAACAUAUCACCCGGUUCUCAUAACACUUCAUUGGCUUCCCGUCAAAUACAGAAUCAAUUUCAAAAUCCUAUUAUUAGUCCAUAAAGCACUCAAUGGUUCAGUUCUACAGUACAUUUCUGACUUGCUCACAGUCUAUAACCCGACCCGGACCCUUAGGUCAUCAGGUGGAAGACUUUUAAGUGUACCCAGAGUCAGAUCAAAGUCUAGUGAAGGGGCCUUUAGUUACUGUGGUCCUUCUCUCUGGGAUAAACUGCCUCCUGACCUUUGGUCCAUCACAGCUGUCAGUACUAUAAAAAAAAACCCUCAAAACUUAAUGAUUGCCAGAGCGUAUGAAUAAUAUGAUGAGUGAUGUGACUGGCUGCAUGUGCGGCAACACUAGCUUUUGGUUUGAUUGCUGUGUGAUGUAUGCUGAGUGUAUCUAUUCUUUUUAUGUUUUUAUUGUUGUUCUUUGUUUGUAUCCUCAAUGUAAAUC
This is a messenger RNA of Notolabrus celidotus (New Zealand spotty), 4274 nucleotides long. RefSeq names its product NLR family CARD domain-containing protein 3-like. Lineage: Eukaryota; Metazoa; Chordata; Actinopteri; Labriformes; Labridae. Gene Ontology annotation, molecular function: protein binding. The transcript has 7 exons. Bases 1 to 3267 code for a protein of 1088 amino acids. The record is from RefSeq and is a predicted model, not a curated record.